UGCUUCCAAGCAGUUUUGUAUAACUGCUCACUCAUUUGAGUCAACUCUGUGCUCUGAUUGCAACAUGACUGGAGUCACGUACCAUGGUGUAACACACAGCGGCUUUAAUUAGUCUCUGUCUGUCUGUCUGGGAGGCAAAAGCUAGCAAUGCCAAACUCUUUUCUUUCUUUCUCUAACCAGUGAGAUACUCAAACCCACUGCCUUCCACACUGCUAGCUGAGCAUUCUAACUAGAAGGCAUGGUACAGUAUGGCGCUGUAGUGCCAGUGAGGCACACAGCCUGGACGUUGAGACUGGGGAACGCACAGCAAGGCACGCACACUGCUGAUGCAGUAGUGCUGGGGUUGUGAUCAUUUAUCGCAAGCAGUAAGACACAACAGCCACCCGCUAUGCUGAGAUGCAGAGGGACUGUGGAGUCUUCCUCAUCCCCUAUAUUAUUAUCGGACUUCUAGGAGGCAUUCCCAUCUUCUUCCUGGAAAUCGCACUGGGGCAGUUCAUGAAGGCGGGCGGCAUCAACGUUUGGAACAUCGCCCCACUGUUUAAAGGUCUGGGCUACUCAUCAAUGGUCAUCGUGUUCUUCUGCAACACUUACUACAUCAUGGUCCUGGCUUGGGGCUUCUAUUACUUUGUCAAGUCCUUCAGCGCUACCCUGCCCUGGGCAACCUGCAAGAACCCGUGGAACUCCGCGGACUGCAUCGAGUUCUUCCGCCACGACGAAUGCCACAACGGCACCAUCGGCAACGCCACCUUCGGCAACAUGACGUGCGAGGAGCUGGCCAACGGCCGCUCGCCAAUCAUCGAGUUCUGGGAGAACAAGGUCCUGAAUAUCUCGGAAGGACUGGAGUACCCUGGAGUGAUGAACUGGGAAGUAACGUUGUGUCUCCUAGCAACCUGGGUCAUUGUGUACUUCUGUGUGUGGAAGGGAGUCAAGUCAACAGGGAAGAUCGUGUACUUCACUGCCACGUUCCCCUACGUCGUCCUGGUCAUUCUGCUCGUCCGAGGGGUCACCCUGCCUGGAGCCUACGACGGCAUUCUCUACUACCUCAAACCAGACUGGUCCAAGCUAAGAUCAGCACAGGUGUGGAUCGAUGCCGGGACUCAGAUUUUUUUCUCCUACGCGAUCGGACUUGGUGCUCUCACCGCGCUCGGCAGCUACAACAGAUUCAACAACAACUGCUAUAAGGACGCCUUACUCUUGGCUCUCAUCAACAGCGGCACCAGCUUCUUCGCUGGCUUUGUGGUCUUCUCGAUCUUGGGGUUCAUGGCUGCAGAACAGGGGGUACACAUCUCACAAGUUGCCGAAUCAGGCCCGGGACUGGCGUUCAUAGCGUACCCCAAAGCUGUCACCCUGAUGCCAGUAUCCCCUCUUUGGGCAGCUCUGUUCUUCUUUAUGCUUUUACUGUUAGGACUGGACAGCCAGUUCGUGGGGGUGGAGGGCUUCAUCACAGGGAUCUUGGAUCUGUGCCCUGGAAAGUAUUACCAACGCUACCGUCGAGAAAUCGCGGUCGCCAUCUGCUGUACGUUCUGUUUUGUUAUUGACCUGACCAUGGUCACGCAGGGAGGAAUGUACGUCUUCCAGCUAUUUGAUUAUUACUCCGCUAGUGGGGUGACCCUUCUGUGGCAGGCUUUCUGGGAGUGUGUGGUUGUCGCUUGGGUUUAUGGGGCUGACAGGUUCAUGGAUGAUAUUGCACGGAUGAUAGGUUACCAACCAUUUCCCUGGAUCAAGUGGUGUUGGACAAUCGUCACUCCAUUUGUGUGCAUGGGUAUUUUCUUGUUCCACCUUGUCAAUUACAAGCCGCUGACCUACAACAAUACGUAUGUGUACCCUUGGUGGGGAGAGGCAGUGGGCUGGGUCCUUGCCCUCUCCUCUAUGCUUUGCAUCCCAACCACUGUGUUCUACAAGCUCUUCCGCGCCAAGGGAACUUUCAGAGAGCGCUGGGAUCACCUGACCAAGCCAGUGUGGGGCGGUCAUCACCUGGAGUACAUGUCCGAAGAUACGGACAUCAAAAGUCUGGCCUCGCUGACCCCCAGCUCGGAGGACAACAAGGUCAUCAUAUUCGAGAGUGUCAUUUAGCGGCUAGAUCUGCGCCCUCCAUCCCAUCUCGAUCGGAGCGCAGAGACACAUUCGUGGACCGUAGGGGUGGAAACAGGACUCCUGCUGCACAGCAGUUUGAUCCGUUCCUGCUUUUACUGCGAGUUUAUUAAGACACACCUGAGCUCCUGUACUCCAGUGGCUAAGCUUGCGGCAAAACCUGGACUCUGCGAGACUGCUAGGAGACUAACAAGUAGGAGUCUUGUUUGCCACGCCUGGACAGUGGCAGAAUUCUAAAAGGCAUUGCAUUAGAACUAAGGGCUGUAUUGUUCAUAUAUAUAUAUAUAUAUAUAUAUAUAUAUA
This is a messenger RNA of Polyodon spathula (Mississippi paddlefish), 2394 nucleotides long. Its product is annotated as sodium- and chloride-dependent creatine transporter 1-like. Gene Ontology annotation, cellular component: membrane. The record is from RefSeq and is a predicted model, not a curated record. Lineage: Eukaryota; Metazoa; Chordata; Actinopteri; Acipenseriformes; Polyodontidae. The transcript is spliced from 13 exons. Gene Ontology annotation, biological process: sodium ion transmembrane transport. Bases 397 to 2073 code for a protein of 558 amino acids.